Molecule: messenger RNA, 484 nt
Organism: Strongylus vulgaris
Lineage: Eukaryota; Metazoa; Nematoda; Chromadorea; Rhabditida; Strongylidae
Source: the annotation of a GenBank genome assembly
GGAAUUUAUGAAAUUGGUUAACAGCAGUGCAACGAAAGAAUGAAUUAAGUACUUUAUUACAGCUGGCUACGUUACUGAGGACCGCUACAGUCUUCAAGGUUUGAGCAAGGAUGCAAGCCAAAGAAGCGAUGAGGAGGAACUUGAGCAAACAGUAGAGGCGAAUCUGGUUGGGAUCACCCAUGACCUCAUGAUUGCUAUCAGCUUUGUAAAACAAAACAAGGAAAAGGCCUUGAUAUGCGUGAUUCUGUCUGCUUCACUGGCUUUGAUUCUACUUCUUAUCGCCUGUAUCCUACAGCAGUUUUGCGGAGGACGACAGAAGGACAAGCGAGUACCAUAUUCCAUAGAACGAAGUCAGCUGAUUGCGAAGAGUAAUCCAAUUCUUAACGGACCACCAUCGCUAAUGGAGAUGGGUGAUUUUGAGUCGGAGACGUUCCUUCGCUAUUCACUGUCAACUCCACCCCGCUCAGCGCACUACGACUUCUAG